CAAAGAGAGGGAAUAGAAAAAAGACAAACAAAAGAUACAAGAUGAGAAGGAUGAGGUGGAACAGAUCAAGAUGGAGUUACGGAGAAGGUCAGAGAAUCUAGACAAAAUAAUGGAGGAGACCAUGACAGAAAAGGAGAAUCUUGACAACAUGGCUGUCCAAAUCCAGAAGGAGAAAGAGGUAAUUAAAAGUGUUGUUGAGGAUAUCAAGACAAAGAAGACUGAUAUGGAAUUGAUGAAAGCUGAGAUUGAGACAGAGAAACAAGAGACAGAAAACAUGAAGGAUGUGAUAUCAAGCGAGAAACGUUAUUUGGAGCAAAUGAAGAUUGAGAUGGAAAAAACCAAGGACAAGAUAGCAAUCGAUGUUGGUGAUUUGGAACAGAAAAAGGCUGAGAUUGAGAGAGAAAGAGAUGAAGCAGACAAGAAGAUGGUUGAAUUGAAAGAGGAAGAGCAAAGUAUGAAGGAGGAUAUUAAGAAGACGAAAAGACAACCUAGAGCAGAUCAAUGCUGA
This is a messenger RNA of Coregonus clupeaformis (lake whitefish), 508 nucleotides long. RefSeq names its product myosin-6-like. The transcript has a single exon. NCBI's taxonomy places the organism in Eukaryota, Metazoa, Chordata, Actinopteri, Salmoniformes, Salmonidae. The record is from RefSeq and is a predicted model, not a curated record. Bases 71 to 508 code for a protein of 145 amino acids.